GAACACCUGUUUCUCCACAGCCAGGACUAGGAUGGUAAGCAGCCAGCCGAAGUACGAGCUAAUCCAGGAGGUGGGGCGCGGCAGCUACGGCGUGGUCUAUGAGGCAGUGGUGAAGCGCACAGGGGCCCGGGUGGCGGUGAAGAAGAUCCGUUGCCACUCUCCUGAGAAUGUGGAACUGGCCCUGAGAGAGUUCUGGGCCUUGAGCAGCAUUCAGAGCCAGCACCCGAACGUUAUCCACCUCGAGGAGUGUAUCCUGCAGCGAGACCAGCUGGCCCAGAGGAUGAACCAUGGCUCCAGUUCUCCGCUCUACCUCGAGCUUGUGGAAACAUCCCUGAAAGGUGAGAUCUCCUUCGACCCCUGCUGUGCCUACUACCUGUGGUUCGUCACAGACUUUUGUGAUGGAGGGGACAUGAACGCCUACCUCCUCUCCCGAAAGCCCAGCCGCAAGACCAACACCAGCUUCAUGCUGCAGCUGGGCAGCGCCCUGGCCUUCCUGCACCGGAACCAGAUCAUCCACCGUGACCUCAAACCCGACAACAUCCUCAUCUCGCAGGUGUGCACGCCCACCGGCCUGUCCGAGCCCACCCUCAAAGUGGCAGACUUUGGCCUGAGCAAAGUGUGCUCCACGUCCGGGCUCAACCCUGAGGAGCCGGCCAGCGUCAACAAGUGCUUCCUGUCCACGGCGUGCGGAACGGACUUCUACAUGGCCCCGGAGGUCUGGGAGGGCCACUACACGGCCAAGGCUGACAUCUUUGCCCUGGGGGUGAUCAUCUGGGCCAUGGUGGAGCGCAUCACCUUCGUGGACGUGGAGACCCAGAAGGAGCUGCUGGGGAGCUACGUGCAGCAGGGCUCGGAGAUCGUCCCGUUAGGGGAGGCUCUGCUGGAGAACCCCAAGAUGGAGCUGCUGAUCCCCGCCAGGAAGAAGAGCAUGAACAGCCACAUGAAGCAGCUGAUCAGGGAGAUGCUGUCGGCCAACCCUCAGGAACGACCCGACGCCUUCGAGCUGGAGCUCAGACUGGUGCGGAUCGCGUGCAGAGAGCUGGACUGGGACACGUGAUAGGAGGGACGGGGACAGACUCCGCCCACCCAGCACAUGUACAUGUCUUAUACUGUCCAGUGAGACUGGAGCUAAAGGAGAGUUAGAGUAGAUGUUGGAUGUACCAUGGUUCAUUUUCUGUCUGAGCACAUACGGUUCUUCUACAAGCUGUGUCUUUAUAAAGAGAGAGAGGUGUGACACCCACAGCUGCUGCUGCUGCUCCGAACUGCAGCUUCGUCUCAGGCCACGCACUCAGCCGCCGCUUCCUCACAAUCAUGGCUCGAG
Molecule: messenger RNA, 1321 nt
Organism: Austrofundulus limnaeus
Lineage: Eukaryota; Metazoa; Chordata; Actinopteri; Cyprinodontiformes; Rivulidae
Gene: pdik1l
Product: PDLIM1 interacting kinase 1 like
Exons: 2
Coding region: 32-1057 (341 amino acids)
Biological process (GO): protein phosphorylation; negative regulation of G2/MI transition of meiotic cell cycle
Cellular component (GO): nucleus; cytoplasm
Molecular function (GO): ATP binding; protein kinase activity
Source: RefSeq, a predicted model, not a curated record